Messenger RNA from Theileria orientalis strain Shintoku, 732 nucleotides. Its product is annotated as adenylate kinase. The transcript is spliced from 5 exons. The record is from RefSeq and is a predicted model, not a curated record. Gene Ontology annotation, cellular component: cytoplasm; mitochondrion. Gene Ontology annotation, molecular function: ATP binding; AMP kinase activity. NCBI's taxonomy places the organism in Eukaryota, Apicomplexa, Aconoidasida, Piroplasmida, Theileriidae. Gene Ontology annotation, biological process: nucleobase-containing compound metabolic process. Bases 1 to 732 code for a protein of 243 amino acids.
AUGAGUAGUUUAGAAAACUAUGAAACUGCAGAUUUGCUCGCCGAGCUGAAGAGAAGAUACAACUGUCUCGGUAAGCCGCAGGGAAACUUCGUGUUGCUGGGAUCUCCAGGAUCAGGAAAGGGAACUCAAUCCCAGAUAUUGAAAGAUUCUUAUUGUUACUGCCACCUGUCGACAGGCGAUCUGUUCAGAGAGGCCAUUAAGACUGGAACUCCAACAGGUUUAAAGGCCAAGAAAUUCUUGGAAGCGGGUCUUUUGGUGCCUGACGACAUAUCACUGGGCAUUGUGGAGGAGAAGCUAAACACCCCGAGGUGCCGCAGGGGAUUUCUACUUGACGGCUACCCUAGAUCCAUAUCCCAGGCUAAGGACUUUGAAAAAUUGCUAACGAGCUUGGGAAAGAAGCUGAACGGUGUCCUCUUUUUCAAGGUGCCCGACGAGGUGGUUGAAAAGAGGAUAACAGGCAGACUCAUACACCCGGGGUCCAACAGGGUGUACCAUAAGCUGUUUAAGCCCCCGAAGGUGGAGGGCAAGGACGACCUGACGAACGAGCCUCUGAUCACGAGGAAGGACGACACCCCCGAGAUCGUCAAGAAGAGGCUGGAGCUGUACAAGAAGGAGACUGAGCCCCUGGUGGAGUACUACAAGAACAAGGGUCUCCUGAAAAACGUGGACGCCAACAAGCAGGAGAAGGAAAUAACGAAGGACAUAGAGAAUCUGAUAUCUAAGUUAAAGUAA